Molecule: messenger RNA, 1047 nt
Organism: Penicillium macrosclerotiorum
Lineage: Eukaryota; Fungi; Ascomycota; Eurotiomycetes; Eurotiales; Aspergillaceae
Exons: 2
Coding region: 1-1047 (348 amino acids)
Biological process (GO): rRNA processing
Molecular function (GO): snoRNA binding
Source: RefSeq, a predicted model, not a curated record
AUGUUUGCCAAUCUGGUCACUGCGGCUAAGGGUCUAUUUACGCGACACGAGUCCGAAGAAGAACACGCAGGUACUGCAAGCGACUCUGCCACCACAUCCAACAUGGUGUCCGCCACCAGACGAGGAGCUGUCACGGCCCAACCUGUGCAAGAGACGAUCACCAAAGGUUCUGUGAAGCAUGGAAAGCGCAAGGCACAGCCUACUUCGGCAGUAAAAACAGAUGAAAAGCAGAGCAAGCGGAGGAAGAGGAACAGCCUCGAAGCAGGCAAUGCGACCGACGACGAUACCGGCAAUAGUACUCUGAAAAAGUUAGCUGUGAAUGAUGAAAAGUCAUCUGCACCCAAAAACCACUUUCGGUUCGGUAGCGAAGACCCCGAUGUGCCCGAGAUACCAGAGCCCCAGCCCCAGACGAUCCAUGAGAACGCCCACGACGAUGAAGAGGAGGAUAGCGAUGACGAGGCGCCUGAGUCGAUUGAUAAUUCUGCUCAGCUCUUGAAGAUUAAAGAGCAGGCCAAGAAGCAAGAAAAAGCGAAGCAAUUAGAGGAACAGGUUAAGAGAGAGAAGCGGAGGAAGCUGGAUGAACGCCGAAAACUGCAGGCCAAGUUGUCAAAGCCCAACGAGCUCACAUCACCCAUCGAUGACCUCAUGUCCGAGAGCACUGUCACCGUUCAGGGCUCGAACACACAAGAUGCGCGACAACGCGCCCUUCCCGCAUUACUCCCAGAUGAUAUCCUGAAUGCUGAGCCCGUCAUCCGACCUCCGACCCCCGAAGCCGAGGAUGAAUUUGUACUUCCGAAGAAGCCAAAUAAGCUCCGGUUUCUGGAGCGGACAGAGAAGGCGCCGAAGGAUGUCUGCGUGGGCGAUGUCACCAUUCGAGUGUUGGAUGCUCCCUCUACCAAAAAGAAUACGAAGCCAGCUCUGGCCCCCAAGUCUUCCAAGAGUGGGCGAAAUCUCAAGGAGAAUUGGCUCAAGCGGGAACGGAGUACAGCACAUGCCAAUGGACUGCGAAGGACGAUUGGCGGCUCUUCUGGAUUCAAACGGCGAUGA